CGUAUCGCCACGUCUGCGCGCAUGCGCAGAAUCCUUUCGUUUGUGUUCCGGGGUCGGUCAGUCAGUGUGUACAGGGUGCUUUAGUCUUUAACUUAGUGCCUUUUCUGUUCAAUUAAAAACAGAAAACUGAGGGAAAUCGAGUCUUGUUGAAGAGGCAGAGGUGAUUUGAACAGGGCACCGAGAGGACGUCUUUGAAGAUGAGUUUCAUUUUCAGAGGAAUGAUGGGUGGGCAGCCAGCCGGGCCGCAGCCGUCUGGAGCCGAGACGGUAGGAGAGUCUGCCUGGCUAGCUGCGGCUAACUCCGAUUUUCAGAUGACUGUGUGACUGUCAGACCGUGAUAACACAAAUAUAAUACAUUAGGAUGGUUGAACACCUUGAAUGUCCUCCUUUUAAACCUACAGCAUUUGUUGUUGGGAGGCUCGGGGCCUUUUUAAAAGAGGACAACAGAGCAGUUCAGAAGCUAAUUGGCUAGUUAGCUAACGAAGGAGCAAAGCUGUCAGUUAGCAGCAGCUGGGUUGUUUGGCUGUUUGACAUUUCUGCUGUUUCCCUGUGGGAAGAUCUGAAUGAAUGAAAAUAAAUAUAACACACUGGAUCGUAUGUUGUUAUACAAGUAAUGACCGUGAGUGGCUUCGUAAACAACCUGUAAAUAUGAGUAAAUAAAUGUGUGUGAUGUGUGUAUUUAAUGGAUAGGGUUAAAAAGAUUGAUAUAUCCACACCGUAAAGGAUUGGUGCCAGCUGAGCAAACUGUUGCAGUAAAACAAAGGUCCUCUACUAAUGCACUGAUACAGAGAUAAAACUAAAGAUGACUUUAAUGAUCUUCUCCUCAGAGUAAUACCCUGAAUUGUCAAAGGCGAUAACCCAGUCUGCACAGGUCCUAAUCUCAGUAGAGAAGAGUUCAGGUCCCAGAGGAGAUGAAACAGAGUCCUGUAUGAAAGACUUUAAUAUCAGUGCAAAACUGUUCUUCCCUUACAAUGAAAUCUUUUCUACACAAGUUCUGCUUUUGACUGCUUGGAGAAGCAUUUAGGCUCUCCUGCACUGUUCAUCAAGCCUGUGUUAGCUUGUUUUUCUCAGUUAUUGGCUGUUUCAACCACAACCAGCUUAAAGUCAACAUUUAUCAACACUGCGCUGACCUUUUCUUGCUCUUUGCAAUAGGAAGCAGAGGCUAUUAUUACAGACUAGUGUUUGUCUUUAGCCCAUUAUAUCUAAUGGAGCUGGGAGGAUAUGCUUUUCUCCCGAUUCGAUUCUUCUGUGAUUUUUUGGAUCCCAAUGUGAUUUAAAUUUCGAUUCUUGGAUAUUGUCGAUUUUCUCAAUAUUCAGUCUGCAUUUUUAACACCAGUGAAACAGUUAUGAUUGUCUACUGACAAUUCCAGGAACCAUAGUUCCCCAAAAAUACACAUCACAUUUAAGUCAGAUUUUAAAAUUUAUUAUUAAAUUUGAAAAAAAAAGAAAGAUUUUUGAACAUGAAAAUCGAUCUAAAAAUUGUAAAACAAAAAAUCGCCAUGCUUAUGUGAAUCUAUUUUUUCUCCCACCCCUUUUUAUCUAAGCAGUGUGCCUAAUGUUGUCAGCUUCAUAUAUCCUGAGAUUGCAAUUGUACAAACCAAAGCGUUAACUGCAGCUUGAUAGCAAACAUUGCAAACAGUGUGGCUCAGUUUUUCUCUCAGUGUUACUCCCACCCAAGAAAAAAUCAGAAAGGUGGAAAAUUCUAGACUCACCUUCAAAAAGGACAUUAAUGCUUCUUCAUAACAGAGAACAUGCAUAUUUUAUUUAGAUUAAAACACAAGGCUGUUGAAAAAUAAAUGUGUAUAAAUGUAUUUAUGUAUUUAAGGUUCUUGAAGCAGAAAUAAUUAGAUAUUAACAAUUUAAAAAAUUACAUUUCAAAAGCUUGAAGGAAAAUGUGAUGAAAAUGUAUGUAUACAUAAGUAAAUAAUGAUGUGUUUGUUGACAGAUCCAGAAGUUGUGUGAUCGAGUUGCUUCCUCUACACUCCUAGAAGACCGCAGAGAUGCUGUCCGUGCACUUAAGUCCCUCUCUAAGGUAAAUAUUGCACUUAUUUAAAUAAGAAGCUAGUAGUUAAUAAGAGAGCCAGUUUAUGAGACAUACCCAUGUACUCUGUUUUUGUUUCAGAAAAAUAAUUUAGAUUAAUUUAAAACUAAACAUUACAACCUCCAUCAAGGUUGGAUUUUAUUGCAGAGUGUUGCAUAAAUUUGCAUCAUUUUAAUUCCAGUGGACUGGUGAAAGAGAGUCUGUGUUUAUGGUGGUGUUUUGAUUAGUGGUUAACUCAGCGUUAAUGAAGCCUUCAUUGUUUGAUUAUUCAGUUAAUAGGAGUAGCUGUUAACAAAGCCAACAAAAAACAACAGAUUUUCUGUGUUGGAAAAUUUAAACAAACAGAAACCUAUGAGAAUAUAUUUCCCUCUAUCACUGUGUCAUAAAUAAAACUCUUAAAUAGGCAUAGUUAAUCAUGAUGAAGGGAUCCCUGAUAUAGUCCUGUUCAAAGUCAUCUCUUCAUUCUGCUGUUUUGUUUAUGGACAGUUUUGUGACAGGCUGUCCCGUCAGCCAUGAGUAAUGAGUUUAUCAGGCAUGAAUAAGGGGUUUAGGAGGCACAGGGUUGCACAUUAACACUCAGUGAGGUCAGAAAUACAAAGAUGGAUGUGUUGACUUCCUGUAAUUUAGACCAAAUGCCUACAAAUUAGUUACAGAUUAAAACUAACAUGAUAAUUAAUUUUUAAAUAUGUAUGUCUACAUGAAGAAAAAAACACAUUUAUAUGUUUUUUUGUCCUGUAUUUUUUCCUGUUGCAAUACAUUUUGCAAAAAAAAAACAGGUCGCUACAUCAGUUUCCAAAGGUUGUGAAGCCUUAUAUUAAAUGCCCAAAGAGCCAAACAGAACAAACACUUUUCCAGCAAAUGUUUCAAGGUUUAUCUUUAUGCUGGAGUUUCUCUUUUAGUUGUUUUAGCUUUAUUGAUAUCUUGGCAGUUUAUCCUUUAUCUCUUUGGUUUGAUUUUGCUUCUUCAGAUACUUCUAUACAUACUAUUCACACACAAGUAUUCUUUUCCUCCACAUGUGCUAAAUGGCUUUUAAUAUCUUAGGAUCUGACAGAAGUAAAGCAGGAUACUGGACACCAGCUCCUCUCUUUGUAUUGUUUUGAUGAAUUCUGACAACCUUCCUUUUACCUUUUGUAGAAAUAUCGAAUGGAAGUUGGCACACAGGCCAUGGAUCACCUGAUUAACAUUCUGCAAACUGACAGGUGUGUUGAUGUAGCUCAUACUGUUGUUCUUUUGCUCUUACAGCCCUUCUGCACUGAUUAUGUUGACCAUAAUAAAUUCAUCUCUUUUCUAAAAUAAACAGGUCUGACUCUGAAAUCCUGGGCUAUGCUUUGGACACACUGUACAACAUCAUCUGCAAUGAUGAGGAGGAAGAGCAAGGUACAAUACUGUCUCACAAGUUAUGACUAUAAUGAGAUUCUUCUUUAAUCAUUCUUAUCAUUUGAAGCUAAUUCCUCCUAUCAGUGAAUCUCCUGAGUUACUGUUUUGUUUGCAUGCGUAAAAGUAAUUCAUGUGAACUGGACUUGAGUCAAUUUGCAUUCCUCUACACUGACAAUGAUUGCUAUAUGUUAAGAUUCUCGUCUCUCUUCUCUUUCCAUGUUUUAACUCUACAGAUGAAUCAGAAGGUAAAAUUCUUUGUGCAUGAUGCCCCCACUUCUCCUUUGUAACUGGCAGCACUUACAAAUGUUUCUCUUGGUUGGGAAAAAAAAAGUGCAUACUAAAUAGUCUUACUCACCACUCCAACAGCUGACAAAUCCAAAGCCGUGUGUUGGUGUUUGUCAGUGCAUGUACUCACAAGAAUCACUCAGCUGACCCAACACGUCUUCACAGCAGUUUGAAUAAAAGCUAGCUUGUGGGUGAGGCUUAAAACUUCUCUUCCUCUGCUCUCCCAGAUGCAGUCACUCACAUCCUUGUCUUAGGGAUAAGCAUACAAAUGCUUCGGCACCUUGUCAGCAUUGACGCUUUAUGCAGCAUUGCUAAAUCACUUAAUGCCACUAUAUCCGGCUGCAUUGUAAAAGUGACUGAGAGGUUCUUUGCUAACAACAGAAUGUUCCACUAAUAUCAUCUUGUCUCCAAACAUCAGUCCUUUAGUAAUCUCACUGCUUCAUUCUUUUUUUUCCCACAUUUUAAAAACUGCUGGUUUAUGCUCUGUUGUGGUGUAAUUGCACAAAAAUGCAUUGGUGGCUCAUUUUGGAGUGUUUUUCAAAGUCAUAUCAUCUAUACAACCAAAAAAAUGACUUCGCUGACGCCCUCCUCUUGGUUUUCUUUAGAGAGCUGUAGAUUGUUAGAAAAAAGCCAUUUUGUCUUUAAUGUUCUUUGAAACCUGUGGAAGAUUUUUCUCUGGCCCCCUAACAAAGUCCAUUCAACAACAAUAACAGCAACGUGGCAAAUACUUGUAAAAUUAGCAUAUUUUCCCCAUAUUUUGACAUCGCCCAGAACAAAUUAUUUUAGACGCAAAGUUCCCAUAACUAGAGUCUAUGAGAAUAUUGAAAACUGACUGGUGAGAGGUAAUUAUGACUGUUAGAAGAUGCCAAAAUAAUAAGCUGAAAGAUGCCAUAAAGUAUGUGUAGUCAAAUGUAACUGCAGGGAUUUCUAACAAAUAGAAGUGAUUGUCACUGCAAAUGCUCUUUUUUAUGUACCGCAUGUAGGUAAAUCUGGCUCAGACUAUUAAUAUUUGUCUAAAGGUUAUGAUCUAUACAUGUGAAUUUAGUGCAUUGGUGUUUCUGGCUAGUUUGUCCCAUGAAAGCUUCCUGCUCUUCCCACAUGAGACAUCUGUUUGUUUAUGUUCACAGUAGAACCCCUUCACUCCGUUCUCCCUCCCAUCCAGCCGUCCCCCCACAUCUGUGUGUCGCCCUUGGUUUCUCAGACUGUUCCCAAGUAUCACCCUGAGCAUGUGCACAUUGUUUGAAUUGUAUUUAUUCUUUGUCAAGUCGUCAUUCAGUAGCUGGAAACUGCCUGUGAAAAUACAGGCAAGAUUUGAAGACCACUGAUGACCAAUAUCAGAGUAUUGAUUGGGUCUGUUACCAAUUUCAGCUCUCUAUCUCGUUUACAGAUGAGGCUGCUCAGAAGCAGGCUGAUGAUCUGGGUACUCAGUUCACAGAAAAGUUCAUCCAGGACCCUGAACAUGUGACCCUGCUGCUCACUCUGCUGGAGGUACUGAACUAUUUCUCAACAUUUAUAUGAUGCUCAGGAAGCUUUUUAAGCUUUUUAUUAAAGUUUUUUUGGUUUGUUUGUUUUAAGGAGUUUGACUUCCACGUUCGAUGGCCAGGGGUGAAGCUAUUAACCGCUCUUCUCAAGAACCAGGGUACCCAGCUUCAAGGGAUUAUUUUGGUCAGCCCCAUGGGUGAGUUUCUUCUUAGCUUUGUAUUUUCAGAAUUCUACUCAGGCCUGUUUAGUCUCAUACCAACAUGUCUGCAUCCUUAGCGUCUGUUUAGAGAAAAUUUACAGUUUUCACUCAAAGAUGUGAUAUUUUAUCAAAACCUUUAAUUAAUAUUUUUAAAAUUCCACACCUUUUUUUUAUAUCUGUGUCAAUCUGCAGGGGUUUCCCGGUUGAUGGACCUGUUGGCAGACUCCAGAGAGGUGAUUCGCAAUGACGUGAGUACUCAUCCCAGCUGUUAAAGAUAUCGUUUUAGAAAGAAAACCUUGUUUAAGUCUCUGAAACUAAGUCAAACUGUAGCUCUAUGUGAAAAGUAAAAUAAACUUGAUUAGAUUGAGACCAGUCCACUGACAAAGUAGUGAUGCUAGCACAGAGAAACCUGGCUGAAAAAACUUUGGGCGUACCAUGCUCACAUUUGAUGCAACCCUACAAGAUAUAUUUCUUCCUUCCCUAUCCUAUAUUAAUACAGAGCUGAAUUUGGCCUGUACCUCUGCUUGAUGUCAAUAUGGUUCAUUUAUCAUAAAUGUAAUGAAGAAAAUCUAUUCUUCAGUAUAAAAUGUUUCAGGUAGAUGACUGUCUGUUUUCCCUCUCAACAGGGCUUGUUGCUGCUUCAACAGCUGACCAAAAGCAAUGCUGCCAUUCAGAAAAUUGUGGCUUUUGAAAACGCAUUUGAACGUCUUCUAGAUAUCAUCACAGAGGAGGGCAGCAGUGAUGGAGGUACACAUUUAUUUAAAUACAGAAUUUUCUCCAAUGAUCUAAACAGAAUUUUACUGUUUUUCUCUGUUAAGAAUUAUUUUUUUUCUGGGGCGCGCAGAUGGAAGAUCGGGUUAUGUUUUCACACUGUCCUAUCCAUAAAGGCAAAAAUCGCCCCUCAAAAACUUUUUUUUUUCUGGUUGCUAUGACCAAACAUAUACCUUUUUUUUCUCUACGCAGGUAUUGUGGUAGAGGACUGUUUGCUCCUUCUGCUCAACCUCCUAAAAAACAACAGCUCCAAUCAGAACUUCUUUAAGGAGGGCUCCUACAUCCAGCGGAUGAAGCCCUGGUUUGAAGUGGGGGAUGAUAACUCUGGUUGGUCUGCACAGAAAGUCACCAACCUCCACCUAAUGCUCCAGGUAAAACAGAUCCCGGUUAAAUGGUUGCUUUGACCUGAGUGCACUUUGAACAAGCGUGACAGUUGGAUGUUUUUAUGACUCGUAUUGUUUCUCAAUGACGUGUUUCCAGUUGGUGAGAGUCAUGGUAUCCCCAGUGAACUCUCCUGGAGCCACAGCCAGCUGUCAGAAGUCCAUGUACCAGUGUGGUCUGCUGCAGCAGCUGUGCACCAUCCUGAUGGCCACUGGUGUGCCUGCUGACAUCCUCACCGAGGUAAAACCAACGGAGCUGAAGAGGAAUUACGAAUUGUUGAGGACAACUCGUGCUCAUUCAGAGGACUUCUGAUUUUUAAAGCUUUUAAUCUGGUCACUUUCUUUCAGACAAUCAACACUGUGUCAGAGGUUAUCAGAGGCUCACAGGUCAACCAAGACUACUUUGCAUCUGUCAACGCACCUUCAAACCCACCAAGGUGAGACACAACCAGCCAACAAAGAUAUCACAUUUCCAAGGGAUGUCAUGGUACCUAGGAAUACAGAAGUCACAAAUGUUUUGACAAUGUUUCCUCAUGCUUCUCAUGCCUCUCCUCUCCUGUCUUUACAGACCAGCAAUUGUUGUGCUCCUCAUGUCCAUGGUAAAUGAGAGACAGCCAUUUGUGCUUCGCUGUGCAGUCCUCUACUGUUUCCAGUGUUUCCUCUACAAAAACCAGAAAGGACAGGGGGAGAUUGUGGCUACGCUGCUGCCCUCCACCAUUGAUGGUAAGUCACAGUAUAUUAAGAACUUUGACGUAGAAUUAUUGGCUGUUUUGCGAGAAUUUUUAGAGAACCUGUUGACAAAUGAGUAGACACAUUUGGCAGACCAGUUUGUUAAUUUUGUAAUUGAAAAUAUUAAACGAAGAAUAAAAUUACAGGUUUCGUGGUUAGUGAUAAGGGAUUUCCAGCCAAGACUUGUGUUUUGUUCGCUACAUUGUUAACAAUCCAGUUAGCAACUUGAAGAGUCAUUGUUUGGUGAAAUUAGAUAAAAUCUGCCAGUUCAGACGUACUGUUUUGUUUCCUUCCUUUCCGGGAAGUCAGCAGAUUUGUUACUCAUGCUACAAUUUUUUGAUCUAGAACUGGUGUGCAGGACCAAAACAAGCUCCGUUCAAUACAACAAAAGAAAAACUGAACACAGCACAAAAAAAUCAGCUUUACCAGUGGUUAAAGAACACCACAUGAAAAAGAUGAAGUAAAGCUCAGUUUUGUUUCCAAGCUUUGUUCAUUUGUGAUCAAAGUGUUACUAAGUUUGAUUUAAAAGAGUUAAGUCUGGAGUGACCUCUUACUGUUAUUUCAGCAUCUCCCACCACCACAGUUAGAGCUGUUUGGAUACCUGAUACCUCCAUGUUUAACUGUGUAUUUACAUUUAUCUUUUGAUUGACACACUCCCUCUUUUUACUCCAGCCAAUUCCAUCUCAGCGGGCCAGCUGCUGUGCGGAGGCCUGUUCUCAGCAGACUCUCUGUCAAACUGGUGUGCUGCUGUUGCUCUGGCUCAUGCCCUGCAGGACAACCUCACCCAGAAGGAGCAACUGCUGAGGGUCCAGCUGGCCACCAGCCUGGGGAAGCCCCCCGUCUCCCUACUGCAGCAAUGCACCAACAUCCUCUCCCAGGUAGGACAGGAACAGAUGAGCUUACCUGCUUACAUACGAGGGUGAACAUCAGAAAAAUGUGUGUCAGGAAUUUUGCAAACAAAGAUAAAUGUCGUGAACAACAGUGAAUGGAGCAGUGUCACAUUGUGGUUUUUCAGGGAGAUAAGAUCGCCCGGCGGGUAAGCAACACGUGUGAAAAACUGUCUGUGUGUGUUUUGAGUGUUUGGGCGGCACCUCUACUGGUUAUUGUGGCUUGCCAUCUAUAGUAGGGGUCCUGUUGGCCCGUGUGUUUGGGAAUCUUGCCUCUGUUAACCCUUACACUCUGUCUUUGUCCCUAACUGAACUCUUCAGGGAUACACACAUAUGCACUCCUCUCUACUAAUGUUGAAGCAGUGGUUGUUUUCAGUGUUUUUACCAGUGAAGUCUGUUUUAAUUUACGAACGGAAAUCAGUGCGAGGUUCAAACUUGGGGAACAUGGGACCUUGUUUUUUAUGUUUUCUAUUGAUGCCAUUAUAAGACUAACUUUGGCUGUGAUCUUGGACCGUUCCUUCUGCGAGCUCUUUUUAGGAAGUGUUCGCUGCUGCUGCUAAAGCUUUAGGGACUUUUUUUUUUGUAGGAAAGAGAUCGUCACUCUUGUUUUCCUCUGUGAAGGUGUAGGAAUAUUGAAAUAUUUAUACUUGAGAGUAGAGCUGCAAGAUAAUGGCAGAAAUUAAAAUCACAGUCGUUAUAUUUGGGCCUUAAUUUAACAGGACAGUGAAUAGAGCAGAAAACGUGGAGCGCAUGGGGAGGAAAGAAGCCUCAGGCUGGAACUGAGCCUAAGCUGCUGGUGUGUGGGGGGGGGCAGGAUUGGCCUGCAGCACCCUGAAAAUCACCAUCUUGAUAAAGAUUGAGAUCACGUUCGUCUAUCAAGCUAAUUCAUUCACAAAAAUAUUUUUUAUGUAUAUUGUUUAAUUUAAAAAAAAUCUAUAUCCAGCAUCUCAUUUUUUGAUAGGGCUGGACGAGGACAUAAGCUCUGCCCUGGUAUCCACCCUCUGCGCUUUUAACAAACAUCACCUGAUCCUGCUGUCAGUCUGCUGUGAUGCAGGUGGUUUUUUUCCCCUCUGAGCCUUCGAUACCCUUUGUCAUGCGCAACAAUAGUCUAUGUCAGUAUUUGGAUUGUCAAGAGGAAAUUGUGAGUGCAAAUAUUAGUUGGUGACAAUAAAAUGAGCUGCUAAUGAGUACUGUCAGAGUUAGCAUGUCCAAGUAAAGAAAAAAGGAAAAUCAAGCAGUAUGUUUAUGCCUUUCUUGACAUCCUACUUUCACCUGAUUGUUAAUUGCUAAUUGACAAUGAUUGCUGUGGAUUAUGUUCCUUUGAUCAUAUGGAGGCUGAAGUUGGGAUUGAAUUGAGUUAAUUGUGCAGCCCUACUUAAAAAGAUUACUAAAGUCUCAACUUGACUUUAUGAGAUGGUUUUAUUUUAAGAGCUAGGAGGAAACCAGACUCUUUUCAGUCAUACUUCAUCAACCCUCUUGGAGUUACUUAUCUUAUGAGUAGCUCUUCAUGCAUCCUCUCGUUUUGCAAGUUAUUCGUUUUUUUCCUCCAAUGUGGUUCCGUGUACCGGUCUAUAAUUUGAGUCUUUGGCAGUCUGUUAAAAUGCAUGAACCUAACUGCUUCUUCAUGGUGAUUUUUCUUGGUUUUUGUUGCUUGUUCUCAAGAUGCAUGACUCAUUCUGGAUCAGGGGAACUGGGCCCGUCUCCUGGGUAACCACACCACUUUGUCAUGUUAAGCCAGCAAGACACAUCAAGGCUUGUUGUAGGGCUCUGCUGUAUUUGCAGUCAGGCAGAAGGCAAAGGCAAUAUGUCCUUGCACCAUAUGCUGAGGAUGAAAGUGGGACCUUUGUGGCGUAAAAUAGCCCACAGAGAAGGAGUCAGAGUACGCUAAAGCAGGAGGACACACUUGAUUCCAGUCGUGGAAUUUUCUUUAAAUCUCUUUUUAGUUUGAACUGUGAGGAUGGAGCUGACCCUGAAGGCAAACAUCUUGAUAUUCCAGUUAACCAACACAUCAGCCCUUGCCUACUGUAUGGUCUUAAACCAAAAAACAUGGAUUAGCGCCCUCUGAACCCAUAUGACAGGGUCAGAUUCAGUGAUUAUUCAUUUCAUUCACCCUUUUCUCUGUAUGACUUAUCUUUCAACAAUGUCAAUGUGAAUGAACCUAAAUUUAAGAUUGGAUUAUAACUCCUGCCUCUUCAUCAUUAAUGAGCCGGUAGUUCUACAAUUUCAUAAUAAUGUCCUCGAGUCUAAAAACGCAGAGAACUGGAGUUUUUGUUUUGCACAAUAUGUAUUGAUAGAUGGUUAGAACUUUUUAAAUAUAAAUACUUAAACUGCAUCACAGGAACUUCUUGUCCUUGAAGGUCAAUACACACAUUUUUGCAUACUGUACCUUUUUAAAGUUGUUUUUUUCCCCCACAUUUAGAACAUGAGCACAUACAUUGAGGAAGUCUAUAUGUUUUUUUAGAAGCUUGAAUAUCUGGUGUCAUGUUUCUGUCUUUUGUUUUCCUCUUCAUUUUUUGCAUUUCGUCCCAUUUGGAGACUAAAUCUGAAAAGGUGAUUUUGUACAUUUUUGCAGUAUUGGAUGCUGAUAAGUUUUUUUUUGUUUUCUCACAUCUUCAUCGCGUAAAUCUUAAAUCCUUUCUAGAUUUUUGGCAUCAGUUUUUUUCAGGGCUGCUCCUCCUGAAGCAUGGUGUGCAUUAAGUGAUAAUGCACUAGCUUUUGAGCAUCCUUCACCUACAUUGUUUAUUUUCAUCAUGGUUCAUUCCAACUCCAUGAAAACUCUGCCUUUUUUUUCUACGGCCAAUUAUGAAAACAUUAUACAAAACAUCAUGCAGUGAAUGUGUUUUCAUUUAAAGCUGAACUUUGUAAAGUGGAAAUGAAACCCGGGAUGUCGGAGAUCUUGCUGUAAAUCUCCAUUAGCUGCAUUUCAAAGCUGUUUUCAUGGAAGUGCAUGAUUUCCCUCCCCCAUAUUUCUAUGACAGAAAUCAUUUUUCCUUGAAAAGCACAAUUUGCAAUUUUGGCUUUGCAUGUGCUGAUAUCAAAUUCUACAUCCAAGUUUUAAUUCUGAGUUCACAAUACUUUCAUUUGCAAGUCAUCAAAUCACUUGCAGAAUAAAAACUGCAAACCACAAGCUGAUUGAAAUUCUGAACUUGUGGACAACAUGAUGGCUGGAGGUAAAGAUAAGGACUGAUUGUUUAUUUCUGGCUCGCUUUGAUCACCUCAGCUUUUUUUGAAUAUAAUGAAUGUACUAAUUUUGACUGUCCUUGUUCUGUGUUUGUGAUAAGAUCAUUAAUAGCUACUAAUGUUUGCUGUGAAUCAAUCAAGUGCUUCGUAUUAACCGUUGUGAUUUACCUAACCAUAUCAUGGCAAGCCUAAGGUUUCAGUCUCAGCAUAUAAGGAGGAAGAUUUAACAGGGCAACUAAUGGAAAAGUCAGGUGCUAGCAAACCAAUGUUUUUCUUACACAGAAGCACUUUACUGCCAAUUAAGUAGCUCUCUAAUUUUUUUUCUUUUUUAGCCCCAUUUUAAGAAUAUAUUUUGAGAGAUUUCCAGAUUGAUUCUCCAUGAAGUGCUGAGAUGUUUCCCAUUUCAUCUUAAUCUCAAACCAAGAUCAGUUUAAAAAUUAAAUCCAGUAAUUAUUACUAUGAUCAAAUUUGAUUUGUACUCAGGUUCAAAUGUGAGGCCGUUUGCUUUUAUAUUCAUUAUAUUUUUCAUCUCUCAGUAUCAAACAUAACUUCUCAUUGCAUUCAAACAUUUUUAAACUAUCCCAAAAAUAUGACAUGGUUGGCAAAUGUCUGUCUGCCAUGUUUUUUACAUUCAUUGACAUUUGUUAACAUUUCUCAUAUUUUUUUUUCUUUUUCUACAGGGCAGUAAAGUUCAAACAAGGGUGGGCCUCCUCAUGCUGCUGUGUACGUGGAUCAGUAACUGUCCAAUAGCUGUCACACAUUUUCUACACAACCAGGAAAACGUCCCCUUCGUAUCCUUAAAGCCGCUUGUGAAUCAUUUAAAUAAAAAUCACACUACAUUUCUUUUUUUGGACAUACUUUUUUUUUUAUGAAUACACUCUAACCUGAUAAACUUGAACUUGAACAAACAAAAGUGAUCAUCAUUGGGAGAAUCAGAGUCUAACUCUCAAUGCCUACCAGUGUGUGAUAGAUCCUUGACUCUGUGACUCGUGCAGCUGAUGGCCCAGAUCUCAGAGAACCUGGGAGAGGAUGAGAGGCUGGUACAGGGUCUUUGUGCGCUGCUUCUCGGCAUCUGCAUUUAUCAUAAUGACAACUCGCUGGAAAACUACACCAAGUAAGAAUCAGCCCAUACACACCCAUCCUCAGAACUGCUCCUCAUCUUGACUGACACUAUAUAGUCCAUAGUUGUUUUUUGGCCAAGUUCUCUUAUGGCUGCUAACUAGCUCCUUUCAAAGUUCUGUUAACUUCGCAUGAUCUUUGCGACUGUUUCAUGUGAAAAGCUGCCAUGCUGUAUCUUUCAUUCCCAGAGAGAAGCUAAAGCAGCUCAUUGAGAAGCGGAUCGGGAAGGAGAACUUCGUAGAGAAACUGGGCUUCAUAACAAAACAUGAGCUGUACUCGCGGGCAGCUCAGAAGCCGCAGCCUGUCUUCCCGUCUCCAGAGCAGAUGCUUUUUGACCAUGAGUUCACUAAGCUGGUCAAAGAGCUGGAGGGUCAGUCAGAGUCCAUCCAGAGACCAUUUAUUUAUUGUCAAUUUUCAAGGAGGCUUUAGUAUUUCAUUUUGUCUGUUUCUCCCUGCAGGAAUAAUCACCAAAGCAGUUCAUAAAUCCAGUGAGGAGGAGAAGAAGGAAGAGGAGGUGAAGAAGACGUUAGAGCAACAUGACAACAUUGUUACUCAGUACAAAGAGCUGAUUAGAGAACAGGUAAACAGAGCCGCAUGCUUCUGCCCUUUGAAUUUUGCUUCAUGUGUAUUUGACGUUAUUCAUAUCCAGUGUACCUAACUGUUGACCGCCUGAUCUCCAGGAUUCUCAAAUCCAGGAGCUGAAGGAGCAGGUAUCAUCCAUGUCAUCUCAAAACGAACAGUUGCAGGUGACGGUCACACAACAGCUGUCUCAGAUCCAGCAGCACAAAGAUCAGUACAACAUCCUCAAACUGAAAUUAGGUGAGUUCACCUCUUUGGUCCGAUGGGAUUAGGUGACCCUCUGGGAAAAUCUGGGAUCACAAGAAGUGAUUAUUUUAAUGAUUUUAAGAUGGUUUAUUUACACAGCUAAAAGAUUUUCUCUCAGUUUCAGAGGUUUGUAUCAUUUUAGUGGUAAUUGUGUUCUUUUCAGCGUACUUGUGGGUUGAAUUAACAUUCAUCUCAAGCAUUUUCACUCAGGGUAAAGGCUAAUUAUUGACCUUUUAUCAACAUCUUUUAUAGUUUUUCAGACGAGCUAAAUGAACAGUGAAAAUAAAUCAUAAUACAAAAAACAUAUUAAAAGAAGAAAAAUGAUUUAAACUGCUCCAUAUGCACAGUUUGUUGAAGUGCUAGCUCUCAGUGAGCAGUAACUUUUGUCAAGACCACUCAGAAUCUAUACUUAACACUGUCAGGUGGUUCGAGAAAAAGCUGGGUAAUAAUGGAUGUAGACAAUCUGCCCAUUUUAAUUCUAGCCAAAAUGCUAAAUUCAUUGUUUUGUAAAGAAAUCACAGCACUUGAGUUGUGUGUCUAUCGUCGUAUUGAUGGUAACGUUUUAAGGCUUCUCUGCUGAGGUUCGGAUCUGUGAAGUUUGGAAAGAGGAACUCAUCGGCAGGAAAAACCUUUUCAACAGUUAAAAUUUGGAGUUAAAAGCAGUUGUGACAAUUUGUGAUUUUGUUUGAAUGAAGCUAUAUGUGCACUUUGUUGUAACUUCAGGUAAAGACAACCAGAGUCAGAUGAACAGCCAGGUAGACGGCUCACAGGUGAAUGGACUUCAGACAGAGGAGGUCGCACAGCUCAGAGAGGAGCUGGAAGAGCUCCGCAAGCAACACACACUCCUUCAAACACAACUCACUGAGAAAGACACACUCAUCAGCAACUUGGUUAGUAACUGUCUGUGCACAGUGACGUGUUCUGGUGUGAAACUUUUCCACGUUUGUGUGUAUGCUAAAAGGACACAUGCUCCUCCAGACAUAUCCAGAUGUGUUUGUGUUUCAGUGACUUUUUAAUAUUUUUCUGUGUGUGACGACAGAGGUCAGAGACUCCGCAGAUUGCAGAGGAUUCAGCGGCAGAAUCAAACAACACAGAACUACUCCAGGUCAGACAUCCUUACAGAGUUCUUUCUCUUUCUCCAGCUUGUGGGUCAAUCCUUUAAAAACAUCAAGAGCAUCAAAAUGUCUAAUGGUUUUUUGAUUAAAGGAUAAAAACAGUAUUAUUCUGUAUUUUUGUAAUUAAAAAAUGCCAUAAAAGACAAAAUUGAACAAAGUAGAAAAUGUUUUUAAAUACUUUAUGAUUGCUCCUCUUUCUGUGGCUGGUUUGUACCCACUGAAGAUACAAACGUAAAAAUGUAGUCAGGAAGAAAAGUUUAUUUUUAUUGAGUUAAUCGGGCGCAUUUACGAGGACAUGACUCAAAAUAAAUUGCAGCAUGUUUCUUAUUUCCUAUCAUAACUUCAUACUCUGGUUGUAACUAUGAACUUUUUUCAUACAUAGCUGGGCACGCAUAAUUUUUAAGGCAUUGUCAUGUACAUGUUGGUUAUCUGUGUUCGUUGCAGGAGCUGGAGGCCCUGAGGAGUCAGGUCCAGUCACAGACGGCAGAAAUCAUGCAGAUGAAGACAGAAAGAGAGGAGCUGCUUAAGAGAAACGAAGCUAUGGUACAUUUCAAGCAAAAACUGCAAAACAGAUCACAUAGCCGUUUGCAGAUACUAGAUCGGUGAACCUUCUGAUGUUUUCUAUCAGUCCUCAGAUGCAGCAUGCAGCAGCGAUGACUUAGCAGACUCUGCCAAGAUGGCAGAACUUGAAAGCAGACUCACAGCACAGAUGGCAGCUACAGAGAGACUCAAGGUCUCAAUUAUUGUUCAGCAGAAGUUAUAUUGUCUUGCAUAAUUUCUUUCAAGUAAUAAUAAUAAUAAUGUCCUCUAAUUUAUUCUAUUCAACAAAUGCUUAUUGUUUUCACUUUGCCUCUGUGCUUCUCUGUGUUCAACCUCUUCUUUGCUGGUCCAGGCAGAGGCAAAGAGCCUGUCAGAGAGCCGAGCAGAGCUGGAGCAGCAGCUGGCCUCAGCCACCAGCACAGUGGCCAUCCUACAGACAGAGAAGGGCAAACUACAGACAGAGGUUCAGGAGUCCAAAAAAGAGCAGGACGACCUGCUUAUGCUGCUGGCGGACCAGGACCAGAAAAUACACAGCCUCAAACAGAAACUCAAAGACCUCGGAGAGACGGUAGACAAACUCUCUGAGUUAUCUGUUACAGACUUAACAGGACUAUAAAACAGAUUGAAUUAUCCAUACAGGGAAUUUUUAAAAUGAAAUUUAGGUCAAUGUGACAAAGGUGGGGACACAGAAAAUGAUAGUUUUACCUAGUAAAGAUAAUCCAGUAUAAGCAUAAAUCAAUAACGCUCGUGUUGUCAAUGAAAACAAAAAAAGUUUUUUUCAAAUCAAUACUAAAUCAAUACAAUCUAGAUCUGUAACAUUUUAAAACAAUCUAAUGUAUAGAGUCCUAAAUGAAAUAGUCCUCAAGUCACAGGCUCUGUUUACACUCGGCAUUAACACAUACCCAUUCUGAAUUAGCCAGCUAAUGUGCCCCGGGCCACAUUCAGUCAUACUGAGUCUCUGAAUUCUGACGUGGGAUCAUUGGCCUGUCAGUCAUUGUCUAAUUUCAUUCUUCUCUUCUGCAUCCUGUGGAAAUCUUCAGGUUUUCACACUCCUGUCAUCCAGGUGUGAGCGGACAAAGUUGUAGCAGCAGGACAGGAAAAGUUAACUCAGUAGCCCGAGAUGAAUAUUUUUUAUUCCAUCACUGAGACAGUGCGUCUUAUCUUUGAAAACGAGUCAAUUACAAAUGCUGGCCAGAGAGAAGAGUUAUCCACUUCUCAUUGAAUCAAGCAUCAUGUAUAUUUUAGCCGGAGUAAACGGAGCCUAAGAAUCUCCCAGUUUAACUGAACCUGUAGUUGUUUAGACGUUGUGACUAGUGAGCAGAUACUUCAAAGACAUGCUCUGUGUCCACACCACUCAGCUGUGUUUCAUCUUUUUUUGCUUUAGUUAGACUGUGACACUCUCCUUACAGGUGGACGAUGAGGAUGACCUCGACACCAGGGACCAAACAGAUGACGAUUACGAGGAGGAUGAGGAUGAAGAUGAAGAUUAGAGGGGGGAAAAAAAUCCUCCAAAAGAAGAAAAAAGAAGAGAUCAGAUCUGUUCGUCUGCAGGAAAGAAAAGACUUUCCAGAAACACACCUGAGAAACUGGACUUCAAGACUAACACACUGAAGCAGUUUCUCUCCCCAGCUGCCAUGCUAUGUUCAUUUUUCUUUCCCCUGAUUCAUCACAUCACACGUACACGUUAAUUUGAAGACGUUUUCGUAGUUAAAGACGAGGUUCUUCAGGUUUCAGUGACAGAAAAAAAGAGAAACGUGUCAGUGCAUUCAUCUCUGCCGCUGUUCACCAUCAGUUAGUGAUGGUUUUUACCAGUUAUGUGUUUAAUGUAACUUAGUGUCACAACAUGUUCAGUUAAUUAAAAACCACAAGUCACCUAAGGAAUUCAGAGAGGAGAAUAUCAAAUGUAGCUAAAAUAGUAAAAUUAGCAAAUUUAAUGUUAUGAAUUUUUAUUAUAUCAUUAACAUUGUGGUCAGCCUUUGAUGUUCUUCCCUCUCAUGCGAUCAGGAUCACUCACGACUGGUCACUGUGCCGCACACUUGGUUUAUCUUCACAACCACCGAUCAGUUCAGGUUCAGUGUGAAAAGAGUGUUUCAGAGUUACUUCAUUUCACUUUGAAAACAAAUACCUAACUGCUCUACAAUAUGCUGCAUAAGACGGAAAAUAACACUGACAGAAAAGAUGUAAAGACAAAAAAGAUAUUUUUGCAACUUUUUUUCCAGUCUGGCAUCCAGCUUCUGUAUGAUAUUGUGUAACUUAUCGAUUUAUGAGCCACAUUGAUAUGAAUAAAGAAUCUAUCAGUCUGUAUGCCUGUAUGGUGAGAUAAUUGUAGAUAAAUUAAAUUUUACUAAAUCUGUACUGAGA
Messenger RNA from Xyrichtys novacula (pearly razorfish), 17290 nucleotides. The record is from the annotation of a GenBank genome assembly. NCBI's taxonomy places the organism in Eukaryota, Metazoa, Chordata, Actinopteri, Labriformes, Labridae.